AUGGCGUAUAACAAAAAACUGUUCUUUCUAAUGGUGGCUUCACUUGCCAUAGCCCAAAUGGCAAUGGCUGGAGAUCCCGAUAUCCUCACAGACUUUGUUGCGCUCGAGGUGGGCUUUGUCGAUACCACAAACAAGUUCUUCACACAGACACUUCAGCCUGGUGACCUCUUUGUUUUCCCUAAGGGACUAGUCCAUUUUCAAUAUAAUGCUGAUGAAAAAAUUCCUACUCUGGCUAUCUCUGCUUUUGGGAGUUCAAAUGCUGGAACUGUCUCUCUCCCCGACACUCUGUUCAACACCAGCAUUGAUGACAAUGUAUUGGCGCUUUCUUUCAAAACUGACGUUGCCACCAUUCAGAAGCUUAAGGCAGGCCUUGCAACCAAGAAAUAG
Olea europaea var. sylvestris is the source of this 387-nucleotide messenger RNA. Its product is annotated as germin-like protein 9-3. The record is from RefSeq and is a predicted model, not a curated record. The transcript is spliced from 2 exons. Bases 1 to 387 code for a protein of 128 amino acids. Gene Ontology annotation, molecular function: manganese ion binding. Gene Ontology annotation, cellular component: cell wall. Lineage: Eukaryota; Viridiplantae; Streptophyta; Magnoliopsida; Lamiales; Oleaceae.